This is a messenger RNA of Zeugodacus cucurbitae (melon fly), 1443 nucleotides long. RefSeq names its product putative gustatory receptor 39b. NCBI's taxonomy places the organism in Eukaryota, Metazoa, Arthropoda, Insecta, Diptera, Tephritidae. Gene Ontology annotation, biological process: sensory perception of taste. The transcript has 2 exons. Bases 1 to 1443 code for a protein of 480 amino acids. Gene Ontology annotation, cellular component: membrane. The record is from RefSeq and is a predicted model, not a curated record.
AUGUCUAAGAAUAAUUGCUUAGCCACCUCCCCAAAUGCGCGGCGCUGCACCUGCCUGGAAAACACUUAUAAGGCCGCACAAGACAUGGCGCUAGCCAUUCGCAAAAUGGAGGAUUACUUGCGCCUUUGGUUACGCGGUUGCGCGGUGUUUGGCAUAUACGUGAGUCCCACUUCAGACUUCCAAUGGCUACCACAAAAUAAGAACGGCUUACAUCAGGCCUGGAUGGAGGAGAAGACUACGCGCUCGAAAUAUUUACUGCAGCGCCUCUAUUUGGCGACGCUCUCCAUAAUAGUUUGUGCACUCUACUUACAUGGCUUGUAUGCGCGUGAGAUUGAGCAUGGGCUCGCGGUCACUUGGCUGGUGGCGACUUUGGUCUACACAUCGCAGGUGCUAACACAUCUCUCCAUCUUCAUGGCAGCGCUGUGGAAGCGCGAUCAGCAUGAGUCAUUCCUACAGCUAUUGCAGCAAAUCGAAGUGUCACUGAAGUUGCAUUUGAAAUGCAAUACACAACUGAGGGCGCUGCGUCACAGUUUACGGCUAUUGCUCUUCGGUUUGGUGCUGCUGUCGGUGGUGGGACUUUGCGUAUUCACUGUCGUUUCGGUGUGGCUAAAUGAUAUUGGUUAUUACUGGCAUGCUGCAUGGAGCAUAAUUACGUUACGUGUACGUAUACUACAGCUGUUGAUUUAUGCGCGCAUCUUACGCCACUACUUGGAAUGUGUGUGCGUCAAGUUGCGGCAGGUAGUCGCUUGCCGCACAAUGCCAGCAAAUCGACUGUUGGAUAUUAACUAUGAAAAGCUUGAGUCUUUGGAAUUCCUGCUGGCAAUUAAAGAUAAUUAUGCGCUGAUCUUUAAAGCAGUGCAGCUGUUGAACGACUUCGCCGGCUGGUCACUCUUCGGUAUCAUUUUGGUUUACAUGCUGGAUUUCACCUGUCAUGUCUAUUGGUCGUUGUUGGGCUUGGAUGGUUACAAUUCACCUUAUACUUAUUUUGUGGGCACACCGGCAGUCUUGCCAUUUAGCGUGAUAGUCUGUCAUCUAUGCUAUGUUUGCGACAAAUGCAAGCAAUUGGUGUGUACUAUAUUUCGAGCUUUUAACAAAGAAUUAAAAAAAUUAAGCAUAUUUUCAGAGUGCCACAAUAACGGAUUUAGUAAACAGAUUGACCACCAUAAGAUCAACACCGCGGCUGAAACGUUACAGCAACGCGGUUUAUCAGUUCUCCACUCAAUUACAGCUAGAGCGUAUAGAGAUUACUGCUCAACAUUUCUUUGUAUUGGACCUACGCUUAAUUAUGUCGGUAAGCCUGUGGGUAUGCUACGUUUGUUUGAAAAAUUUAAGAAAUUUAAUUCUCUAAUAGAUCUGCACAGCAAUCGCCACGAAUCUAGUGAUCCUCAUACAAUUUUUAAAAUCAGAGAACUCAUAGAGCUCUUCAAGCGUGGAUUAAAUUAG